Cheilinus undulatus (humphead wrasse) is the source of this 3003-nucleotide messenger RNA. RefSeq lists its product as uncharacterized. The coding region runs from base 128 to 2968 and encodes 946 amino acids. Lineage: Eukaryota; Metazoa; Chordata; Actinopteri; Labriformes; Labridae. The record is from RefSeq and is a predicted model, not a curated record. The transcript is spliced from 3 exons.
CAGCAGCAGAGUCCAGAGCACAGUCACUCCUUUGUUUGACAAGGAAAACACAUGGAUUGACAUCACAACCACAACUCAUCUCAAAGCCUGUUUUUACAAUCACGGCCCUGGGAGGAAGCUGUCCAUCAUGUUAGAAAAUCUUGCUCUCAAUUUAAGGCUCUUUGUGCUGGUCUGUGCAGCUGUCAUGUCGUUUAUCAUGUGUCCAGAUGCUGCAAGAGUCAGUCCAAUAACGACCCAAGUGGAAAACAGAGUGAAGUACAAAGUCCUUAGACAACUGUACACCCCAAACAGCCUGCAUCAUCACUUUGUGACUGGUCCAUUAUCAACCGAAACUGGAUUCCAAUCAGGAUCUUCAAGCAAAACCGAGAACGUGAAGCAUUUUAAAAAGACUUCGUCAAUCAUUAACCGCCAAUCAAAACCUUUGACAGGCGGUGGCUUUGGUUACAAUCAAAACAACCCAGAUAACAGACACUCCCAUGCUGGAAUAACAAGAGUGCAGAGUGGAAAGCUGCCAGAAAACAGCAUUUUCACUAGCAACAAUCAACAUGAAAGAGAUGGCACUGAGAGGCCUCAAACCAGAGCAAAUUACCACACUACAACUGGAAAUGUGUACAGUUCAUACCCAGCAAUCAUUAGGAAAUCAUCCAGACAUAAAGCUUCAAGUCCCUUUUAUCAGAGCUCCAGUCAUUCACAAGUUGCUCAGGAAUCUUACAAAGUUCCUAUGAUUGACUUUUCAAACCAGGCGGAAGAUAAAACUACUUGGCAAUCCUCUUACUCUUCCCCCUUUUCAUCCCAGACUCGUAGUGCUUCACUGCCAGCUCAAAGACGGCAUUACAGCAGUGAUAAGGAGACAAAUGAGCUCCCUGGAUCCCUGGUGCAGAGUGCAUCUAGAGCAAUCCAAUCAAGAAAAUAUCAAAGCUUCACAGGUCAAACUGCUCCUCACGCGCCAUCAAUCAGCAAAAGUGUAGACAUCAAUGUUAUUAAAAGCAACCCUAGGAUAAAAUCCCCAAUAUCAUCCAUCACAGAUUUCUCGCAGGGUUGGCGAUCCCUGGGAAGCACAGAGACGCCAAGAUUGAACAUCCAGUCGUAUCUGUUUAAAGAUUCCCAGACGUCUUCUGGUGGAUAUCAGUCAGUGAAUACAAAACCUGGCAGUCCUCCUGCUGUAUCACAUAUGCAACAGCCCUCUGGUGCACAGGUUAAUGGCAAUUUUUUAUCAAAUAUUCAACAAAAAAGCACAACUAAGUAUGUAAAACACCCAUCUGUAUAUCAAACUGCUGAUGGUUCUCACACUCAUAGGCUCUUGCAAUCCCAUCGCACAUCAGUUGUAACCGGCAUUCCAACAUCAGUACAUCCCGUUCCAGGAAUAGAUGACACCAGGAACACUUUCCUCCCUAAUCCUCAUGCAAAUAUACAAGUCAACUUUGCCACUGUUAACAAGGAAUCUAGCUCACCUAAUGCAACUACAAGUGGAUCAAUGCAGACUCCAAGUCCUGGACGAAACAAUAAAAACAUCUAUGGCUUCAGAGGGUUUCAAAAUCCUCCCUGGAGAUCUUUGAAGGAGCCAUCUACCGUUUCACCAAGAGGUCUGAAUGAAGGUACAAACUCUCUGCGAUACAGAUAUGGCAACAGGAAGUUUAAAACAACAAAUGUAUACCCUUCUAUCUCACGAAAGUAUAGUUUCAGCCAGAGAGGACAAUUUCCUACAACUACACCACCAGAACUUGAGAGACAACAAACUUCAACUCCAGGUGCUCGAGAUACCAUCCAAACCUUGAGAAAUCCAGGACCAAUCACAUCAGUAUCAAAGGAAGCCCAGCCUCUGGUACCUAAGAGUGAUGCUGGGUCAAAUGAGAACAAAAAGUUCAGGAUGUUCAGAAGAAUAUAUGGUCUUAAAGGGUUUAGCAAACGGCCACUUGAGGGAGCCAAAGGUUCACUUAGCGAACCAGACAAAUCUAAAGGGGUCCAGGAAGAUUUGGGAGGUUUAAAAUUUAGGAGCCCACAGGUUUUGCAACCAAUAAGCAAGAGGAUUCAGAGAUUUCAGUACAAUAAAACAGAUAAAAUAGAACCAGGAAGCAACCAUGGUUCAACAAUAAGUGAAAGUGAGCCUAAAAAACAUUUUGAGACAUCAGGAGGCACAGAAUCAGUCGAUGGAUUCUCACCAAACAGAUACAAAGAACAACAUAAACUCUUCAACUUUCCUGGAUUCCAACUUGUUCGGAACAGAUUCGGAAAUGCUUUGAACGAAACAACCUGGAAGUACAAAAGUGGUGGAACUCCCUCCACUUUUGUUGGAUCAGCUGGGCCUCUUCAGGCCCCUCAUCCAAGGACAUCCAACAGCACUAGACCUGUUCCAAUGAGGGCAACUCUGCUCAACAGUUCUACCAGCUCUACAGUGAGGGGCAAACGUGUGAAAGUAAAACAAGUUGACACCAAAGGGCUCCAGGAGUCUAAUGUUGCAACCAAUAAUGCUGGGAACGUAGCCAUAGUUAGGAUGCCUAAGCCACAUGCCAGAGUUAAAGCUUUCACCUUCUCUGAUAUUCUUGGAAGCGCUUCAUUCAGCAGUGUCAGAGCAACAACCCAGACACCGAUCACACCGACUGGUGAGGACAGCAUUGGAAACAUUACAGCAGCAACAAAGCAGGAAGUAGAGGUGGUUGACUGGACUGCUGAGGAUGAAAAAUUCAGUAGAGACAACUCAAGUAGAGACCCUGAAGAUGAGUCAGAGGAUUUCAGUCAUGUUGAGAAAAAUGAGCAGGAUGUUAGAAGUAAAGACACAGAGUUCAAAACAGAUUUAUUCUUGGAUAAUGAAGGAAGCGGAAGUGGGGAUUUAAACAUGUUUGAUGUUUUUUCAACAAAGAGCAACAGACUUAGUGAGGAUUUGUUGGAACUAGAUUAUCUACGGAUAUCAGCUGGGAAUGUCUCUUUUAAGUCUAUGAAUGUGUCGAGAAGUGAUCAAAUGAGAGCUUAGUGAAAUGUUGAUCAAACGUUCAAUAAAAUUUGGAA